AUCAUAUCGUAAUGACAUAAAUAUCGUAAUGAAAUGCACCGCUCAAGCCCCUUGGACAGCGAAAACUGCAGGUCCUGCACCAGCUUCAGUGACUACUUUAAAUCAACCAAAGCCAAAUUAAAGGCUGAACAAAAUGCAAAUGAAUUAAGUAAUAAAUCGUCCAACGAGAUGAUGGAGAAGCCGAUAAGGUUGGACUGUCCGUUGGAUAAGGACGAACUGGGUAAUGCAACUUGGGGUUUACUCCACACAAUGGCCAGUAAAUACCCCGAUCAGCCAAACGAAGAACAAAAGCGUGACAUGAAACAGUUCUUCAAUUUACUUGGAAAGUUUUAUCCCUGCGAGUACUGUGCCAAAGAUCUUCGAAAAGAUUUGAAGGUUGAUCCUCCCAACGUUGAAAAUCAAACAGCGCUUAGUCAGUGGUUAUGUAAACUGCAUAAUAAAGUCAACAUUAAAAUUGGCAAGCCAGAGUUCGACUGCAGUAAAGUAAACGAGCGGUGGAGAGACGGCUGGUUGGACGGCUCGUGCGAUUUUUGAUGUUUGUAAAUAACGAAAUAAGUAGAAUUAUUUAUUAAAGUUUAUUUUAUAUGAAAACUUAGAAAGAACUAUUGAAUAAUUUAUGCGCUUAUUGAGGA
This is a messenger RNA of Photinus pyralis (common eastern firefly), 632 nucleotides long. It is a transcript of the gene Alr, whose product is annotated as FAD-linked sulfhydryl oxidase ALR. The transcript has 3 exons. Gene Ontology annotation, cellular component: mitochondrion. NCBI's taxonomy places the organism in Eukaryota, Metazoa, Arthropoda, Insecta, Coleoptera, Lampyridae. The coding region runs from base 34 to 534 and encodes 166 amino acids. Gene Ontology annotation, molecular function: flavin-dependent sulfhydryl oxidase activity; flavin adenine dinucleotide binding. The record is from RefSeq and is a predicted model, not a curated record.